AUGAAAGAGAAAAUUGAAGCGAUUCUUGCGAUUCAUGAACCACGUUCUCUUGCUCAAGCAAAUAAGUUUAUAGGCGCUCUUAGCUGGUAUCGAAAAUUCAUUCCUCAUUUUGCAACCAUAGCAGCUCCAAUACAUGCUGUAACUAAUUUAACUAAAGAUAGACGAAAUAAGUUUCAAUGGAAAUACGCACAAUCUAAAGCUUUUCAUGAUUUAAAACAAAUGCUAAUCAGUAAACCGUUAUUUCUGCACUAUCCAGUCGAUAAUGUUCCAUUAAUGCUAACUACGGAUGCUAGUGCAAUAGGAAUUGGUGGAGUCCUUCAGCAAGAAAUUGAUGGUGAAAUUCAUAAUCUAUACUAUCACUCUCAAUUGAUGACUCCAUGUGAACGUAAAUAUAGUGCAAUUGAGAAAGAAGCUUUAGCUAUCUAUAAGUGUUUUGCUCGAAUGCGUACUUUCCUAUUAGGUCGUAAUAUUAUUCUUAGAACCGAUCAUUGUCCAUUAUGUCAUAUAAUGGAAAAAACAGUUCGUAAUGCUAGAGUCGAUCGAAUAACUCAUUUGAUUCAGGAAUACAAUAUUCAUAAAGUAAUUCAUAUAAACGGACGUGAAAAUUGUCUUCCUGAUUUUCUCUCGAGAUACUCAAAUGAUGUUUUUGACGAUCUUUUCGAAAUUGAUUAUGGAUUAGAAAGUAAAAAGGACCAUAAUCCAUCAUUAUCUUUAUCAGCUAAACGGGUAGCAAGCUCAUUUUCAUCUCAACAUAAGAAAAAUAAAAACUUACUUGCUACUAUGACAUUAAGAUCGCACUCUAAACAGCAUAAUUCCAUUCCGACAAAGGCUACACUUGAUAAUAAAAUCGUUACCGAAAACCAGUCAAAUGAUGAAUCACUUAUGGAGUUUUCAUCGGAUACUUCACUUCCAAAAAGGUUUUCAUUUAAUCAAUUCGAUUUAAGUAAAUUGAAAGAAGAGCAAGAAAAAGAUCCUAUUAUACAAGGUAUUGCUAAACAAAUUCGUACUAAUAAAAAUAGCGUUCCAUUCGUCUUCAAAAAUAAUAUUGUUUAUAAAGUAAUCACACCUUCACGUCACUCUAAACGAAAUAUAGAAGUAAUAUAUCUACCAUCAUCCAUGAUAGAUUCCUUACUUCAAGCUUGUCAUGACGAUCCUAUGUCAGGAGCACAUUUCUCUUUCGAUCGUACAUAUAAUAAAAUAAAAAAUCUUUAUUGGUGGCCUGCUAUGAAGUCCACCAUAAGACGUUAUAUUCAAUCGUGUCUAUUGUGUAAGCAGUACAAUAUUAGUCGUCAAAAGAAAUAUGGAUACUUACGUCCUAUCAAUCCACCUGAGGGACCCUUUCUUCUGAUUGGAAUUGACUAUUGCGGUCCUUUGAAACGUACGCCACGUGAAAAUCAGUAUGUCCUAGUAAUCACUGAUUAUUUCACUCGUCAUGUUACCGCAGUAGCAUUACCUAAUUGUACUGCUGAAACUACUGCUCAAGCACUCUUCAAUGAAUACUUUUGUAAAUAUGGAGUACCAGCAGUCAUUUUAAGUGAUCAAGGAUCACAUUUUCGAAAUCAGCUGAUGGAGAAUAUUAAAGUUCUUAUCGGCUAUAAUCACUCCUAUAGUACUCCAUAUCACCCCCAAACUAACGGUAUUGUUGAACGUUUCAACGCUACGUUUAUUCCCCAGAUAGCUAAACUACAAGAUACCCAAGAUAAUAAUUGGGACGAGUACCUUCAGGCAGUCGUUUUUGCCUACAAUACGGGUAUUCAUAAAACAACAAAAUAUUCCCCUUAUGAGUUGAUAUAUGGUCGCUCACCUCGCUUACCCAUUAAUGCACGACCAUCAUGCUUCUCAUUUUCUAAACCAAACGAUUAUUUUGAGCAGUUAAAAAGAACUUUGCGCAUUUAUCACCAAGCCGCACGACACCAUAUAAUUUUGCAACAACAAAAUAAUAAAUAUAUGUAUGAUCGUAAUCGUCUAGAUCCGCAGUACAAAAUUGGUGAUAAAGUAUUAACUCGUAUGCACAAUAGUUCCGGAAAGUUAGACUCGAAAUUUUCACCUAUACCGAAGGUGAUAACUCAAGUAUAUCAUCCGAUAUAUGAAGUACAAGAUGAAGAAAAUCAUGUAUAUUCGCAGGUACAUGUUGCGGACCUUCGACCUAUUCUAAUUGCCUGA
This is a messenger RNA of Rotaria sordida, 2163 nucleotides long. The record is from the annotation of a GenBank genome assembly. Lineage: Eukaryota; Metazoa; Rotifera; Eurotatoria; Philodinida; Philodinidae.